AUGCCGGCCGACUCCGAGCCCGAGGGCGUCAUCUCGCUCCUGCGCACGCAGGCCAAGGUCGACGCGGUGUGCAAGAAGUACGGCGUCCCCAAGGACGAGUACACAGCACGCCCCGCCGGCGACCUGCGCGCGAGCUCGCGCCCGCCGCCGGGUGCCGUCUGCGUGUACGAGCACGCACUGGAGGCGGGGAUGCGCGUGCCUCUGCACGGCUUCUUCUCCGAGGCGCUCGCCCACUUCGGCCUCGCGCCGGCCCAGGUCGUGCCCAACGGGUGGCGCAUCAUGGCUGGAUUCGUCGUGCUCUGCCACUACGCGGGCGUGCCGCCGUCGCUACGGGUGUUCCGGCACUUUUACGGUCUGCGCAUCCUCAACCGGAAGGAGAAAGGCGGCUGGUACGGUUUCCUAUCCAAAGACACCUCCGGCCUGCACUUCACGGGGUUGCCGGAUUCCAUCAAGGGUUGGAAGGACAAUUUCUUCUUCCUCUCGUCGUCGACGCCGUGGCCUUGCCCGGUGCAGUGGGGCGAGCCGUCCAAGAGCUCCAACACGGUGCCAGUGCUCACCGGCGAGGAGAAGAGAUCGGCAGCUGUUCUGCUGCGUGCUCACGGCGGCGCCCCCGUUGAUAUCAGGACCUAUCUUAGCGACAACAGUCUUGCCGCCGCCAAGAUAUCUCUUGCAUCGCCGGCACCGACGCCGCCUUCCUGUACGCCUACUUCCGGCGGUUCCAAAUCCAAAGGGAUCUAUCCCUCCGUCUACGACAUGAUGAAAAACAUUCAGGCGGAAAAGGCGGCGGCCGCGCAAGCGUCGGCAUCGGCCAACAAGAGGAGGCUGGACGAAGCUGACGGCAAGGAAGUUAAAGGCCGCCCUCCUUCUGUUGUUGCAGUGAACACGCCUCCGCCCGCCCAUCGCCCUCCGGCGGGGGAGCCUUCCGACGUCGCCUCGCCGAGCUUCGUGGGUAUUUUCAAGGCCACGAACAACAUGAUAUCCUCAUUGGAGGAACAGCUGGAGCAGGCUAAGGGCGAGGUCACAGCGGUGAAGGCCGAGCUCGCGGCGUCCAAGCGUGCAGCAGCAGUGGAGCGGGAGAAGGCAAAGGCCGAGCUCGCCGCGGCCAAACGAGCAGCUGAGGCAGAAUUGGAGAAGGUGAAAGCUGAGCUUGCGGCCGCGAAGAAGGCAGCGAAGGCAGAGCGGGAGAGAGGUGACGCCGAAAGGGCAACGGUGCAGCAGCUCCUGGCGGGGCUCGAGCGCUUGAAGACUACCACGAGCGCGGCGCGGAGAACAUGA
Molecule: messenger RNA, 1275 nt
Organism: Lolium rigidum
Lineage: Eukaryota; Viridiplantae; Streptophyta; Magnoliopsida; Poales; Poaceae
Exons: 3
Coding region: 1-1275 (424 amino acids)
Source: RefSeq, a predicted model, not a curated record